AGGUUCUUUAAGUCCGAAUCGAAUAAACCACCAAAGACCUCUCCUGCGACAGACCAUCCACCUCAGUCCAAACUCAGCACGGACAGCAACUCGAAACCCAGUGCACAGUCCCAGCCAGGGUCUGCCACCUCCACGCCUCGCACAUCGCACCUGGAUCCACACGGUAGUCCGCCCAAUGGGGCGUAUCGCAAGAGCUCUCAGCAAACACCACUGCAGCCACCGCAGAAGGAAGACGGGUCUAUGUGGACGGAUAUCAUGUUUGCACUGAUUGAUGAGAUCUUCGAGCUCAAUUCCCGCAACAAAUGGCUCAGACGCAAAGCUGUGUCGGUUAUGACAGGCGUGCUGCACAGUGUGCAUGGGGCGUCCAUCAACAAAACGAUUCAAGAGAACGUCAACCAGCUGUUUUCCUUGCAACAACUGAAGUACUGCAUCACCGUGCUGCGCGAGUCCUUCUGGCCCAAUGGUAUCCUCGCACCCACACACGUGCGCACGCCGCAAGAGAUAGACGACACGCGCAACGCAGCACAGGAGGCUAUGAUGGCCACCAUCCCUGACGUUGUAGAGGGCAUGGUGGGCAGAUACAACUGCACUAUGGGCUUCACUAAGGUGUUCAACACGCUUCAAAACAAGCAAAUGAACAAGCACUUGGCCUAUGUGUUGGUGGACACUAUGAUCUUAGCCGUUCUGGGUCAUCAACAAGACGCACCAGCACACAGCCAGCAACGCUAGCGUGUCACAGCGACGUGUGAAUGUGAAUGGGCCGUUAAAGUACAGCUGGGCUCAAUAGCAGCCACACUGUGUCAUAACAUGUGUCGCAAUCAAUAAAUAUAACUAUCGCACGUC
Sphaeroforma arctica JP610 is the source of this 843-nucleotide messenger RNA. RefSeq lists its product as hypothetical. Gene Ontology annotation, molecular function: phosphatidylinositol binding. The transcript is spliced from 6 exons. The record is from RefSeq and is a predicted model, not a curated record. Lineage: Eukaryota; Ichthyosporea; Ichthyophonida. Gene Ontology annotation, cellular component: intracellular membrane-bounded organelle. The annotation marks the transcript as partial.